This is a messenger RNA of Mangifera indica (mango), 2028 nucleotides long. RefSeq lists its product as uncharacterized. The coding region runs from base 173 to 1432 and encodes 419 amino acids. The record is from RefSeq and is a predicted model, not a curated record. The transcript is spliced from 13 exons. NCBI's taxonomy places the organism in Eukaryota, Viridiplantae, Streptophyta, Magnoliopsida, Sapindales, Anacardiaceae.
ACGGCAGUAUUCCAGAGUGUAGCCAAUUCAAAGGGAACGUGUGCCUCCUUCCAACCAAAUUGCCGCACUGCAGGCGUGCCAACUUCACGCCGCGCUUCACCAUCCGAAGCGGUCGAAACAACGAGAAACAAACAAAAAACCGAGAAACUUCUCUGCUUUCUCUUUGCAUUUAAUGAUGGGAGUUUAUAAAAACUCAGAGUUGCUCUGUCCCGCAACUCUGCAUUGCCGUGAAUGGGCAAGAGAAUACUUGGAUUAUUGUCUUUGCAGUAGCAGAGAUGGAAUUUCGUUAGGAUUGGGCGCCGUAAGUGUUGUCGUUUGGGUUGUUGCCGAGAUUCCACAAAUCAUUACUAAUUACAGGCAGAAAUCCACCGACGGUCUCUCUGUUGCUUUCUUAACCACUUGGAUUAUCGGGGAUCUUUUCAAUCUUUUUGGCUGCAUUCUGGAACCAGCUACUCUUCCAACCCAGUACUAUACGGCAUUGUUGUAUACACUAAUUACUGUGAUUCUUGGUUCACAAUCCAUAUACUAUGGCCACAUUUAUCCUCGAUUAAAAUACAGUAGAAGUCCCCACAAUGGACUCAAGCCUACUCAAACUGAAUCAACAGAAAAGAAUGGACAAAGCUAUAAUGAUGUUGGAAAACAAGUAAACAGUUUUGACAAAUGGAAAAAUGGUUUGUGCAUUUCUAACAGAGAAAGUGCUUUGAGUGCACCUAUUCCUCUUCCAGCACUCUCUAGAACUAUGUCUGGAAGAGAACUAUACUACAUGUCUGCCAGAUCUCUGUCAAGGAGUCAUACACCAACAGCAGGGUCUUUCUUAGUACAAAGAAUGAGUCCCACCUCUCAUCAUUCUGGGAUUACCAUUAAGGAGCCCUUGCUUGGUGGACAAGUUUCUACGCACUCUGCGCCAUCUCUAAACACCAAAACCAUGCUAUGCUUGGUCUCAAUAAUGAUAUUUCUUAGAACUACUAAUCUUGGAUACUUAGCUGACAGUGAUCAUAACAUUGAGUUUGAGAAAUCAAAUAAAGGAUUUGUGAUUCAAGUUGGGAGAAAGCUGUUGAAGGUUGAUGGUGAGCUAUUACAAGGAAAUGGUAUUGAAGGAAGCAGUGGGAUUGGAAGUUACCUUGGUUGGGCAAUGGCAGCAAUCUAUUUGGGUGGACGGCUACCCCAAAUUUGUUUGAAUAUGAGAAGGGGGAAUGUGGAGGGCCUUAAUCCUCUGAUGUUUCUCUUUGCUUUGAUUGGUAAUGCAACAUAUGUAGCGAGCAUACUUGUUGGCAGCUUGGAUUGGUCAAACAUCAGACCAAAUCUACCAUGGCUUGUAGAUGCAGGAGGCUGCGUGCUACUUGAUGCUUUUAUUUUAAUGCAAUUCAUCUACUUCCAUUGUCAGUCAUCCCGAGAUGCAGGUUAUAAGCUCAGAAAUUCAAAUUCAGCUUAGAAGAUGACGACAACAAAGUAAUUUAGGUAUUGGUAACCGAAGACAGUAAUUUUAACCAACUUUUAGUGGUGUGAGCAAUGGAAUGAUGAUCAGUAAUGUGAAAGAAUUAGAGGUUCCACAGGUUAAUCACCAAGGCUCAAAACCUCUCAGGUUAGCAAAUUCAAUUGACCUAGUUUGCAAUUAAGUUAAAGAGAUAAAGAAAGAAAGAAAUCCCAAUUACCAAGCUUGAGAUUUUAUUAGCAGUAGGUCUUGCAUUGCCGAGACCAAGCACAUUGAAACCUCAAAUUGAUUUUUUUUUUUUAAUUUUGAAAUUGUAAUUAUAUUUUAAGGUUAAAAUAGUUAUUUAUGAUCACUUGAAAAGAAUGAGAGUAAAACUGAAAUUUCAAUCAUUAACUUUAUGGGUCAAAGACUACUAAGGAAAUCACAUUUUAUGUUGAAUUUUCAAAAUGUUCUUCUCAAAUGCUUUAAUAGAUUGAGCAUAGGCUUUAACAACUACUGAAUUUGAGUUGUAUUGACCAGUGUGUGGCCACAUUUGAUUCUUUAAUGCUUUGUUGGUAUUGCAAGUAUAAGCUCUAACAUCUACAUGCUCAAUCAAG